AUGAGUGUCGACAUUUUCCACAUUACACCGAGCGCACACAGGGAGUACGGCGCUUUUCAGGCCAGAGAGUGCAGGCUGCAUCUUGAAAAUACGGUGGUGAAAAGAUGGCCCGUCGAGGUCUUGUCUGGCAAGGCGAAUUUGGAAGUCCGGCCGACAUUUGUCAAUAAGGGGUCCAUUACCACGCGUCUGGUGAAUGAGUUUAAAUACAAACAGGGCCAGGACCCAGAUUUUGUUCUAUGUUUAGGUGAUGAUUUCACUGAUGAAGACAUGUUUCGCGCGCUCAUCAGCAGCAACCUUCCGCGGGAACGAGUCUUUUCCGUUACUGUUGGUGCCAGCUCGAAACAGACACUUGCGACCUGGCAUCUGCUCGAGCCAGCCGAUGUCAUUAGUACGAUCGCCCUCUUAAAUAGCAAAGCAACUCCCAGUGAAAUGGUCCGCCAGUAA
Paracoccidioides brasiliensis Pb18 is the source of this 444-nucleotide messenger RNA. RefSeq names its product trehalose-phosphatase. Gene Ontology annotation, molecular function: catalytic activity. The record is from RefSeq and is a predicted model, not a curated record. The coding region runs from base 1 to 444 and encodes 147 amino acids. Gene Ontology annotation, cellular component: alpha,alpha-trehalose-phosphate synthase complex (UDP-forming); cytosol. The transcript has 3 exons. Gene Ontology annotation, biological process: trehalose biosynthetic process; cellular response to heat; fungal-type cell wall organization.